CGGAAGUCAUAUUUACAGGCUCCUCACGUUGUAGUAAGCAUGGCUCCAGGUGGAAAAAUCAACAAGCCUAAAACAGAAUUGGGGAAAAAUCUCUUCAAGAGGAGGAGAGUUCUGACAAAGCAGAGGAGGAAGAAACAUUGCAUUAUUGGGGCAGUGGUGGACGAAGGCCUUAUAACAAAACACCACCUGAAAAAAAGAAGCACUAGUUCUAGGGCAAACAUCACUUUGUCUGGGAAGAAAAAAAACAAGUUACUCAAGCAGCUGCGCCACAUGGAGAAAGAAAAGUCAAGCAUGCAAGUUGAAACCGUUUCAGUGAAGAAAGCUCCUGCUCCUGCUGCUAAGAAAACUUCUACUGCCAGACAGCAAACAAAAAAUCCCUCCUCAUCCGCUGAUGUUGAAAUGAUGGAUGUGCAAUAAAUGAACAAUUUUUUGGAGUUCACUGCAACUGUGCUUGACCAAAGGGACUGACAAAUAUUCACUAGUUAUGGUGCAAGCUGUUGGUCUUCAGAUGUGCACAUCAGCUGAAUACUACUGUUACUUGCUACUAUAAUGCAAGUCUUUCUGGUUAAUAAGCCUUUGUGGAUGCCUGUGCCUGUGUGUUAGGGAUCCAUAAAGAAUAUUUUUUAUUGUUGUUUCUGCUGCCCUUUUUAUAAUAGUCCAGAUAUCUGCUUUAUAACUGCACUCAGUACAAUAUAUGCAUAAUAAAAACAUAUGAUUGCAGAUACAAAUA
Messenger RNA from Astyanax mexicanus (Mexican tetra), 730 nucleotides. It is a transcript of the gene c2h11orf98, whose product is annotated as chromosome 2 C11orf98 homolog. Lineage: Eukaryota; Metazoa; Chordata; Actinopteri; Characiformes; Acestrorhamphidae. The record is from RefSeq and is a predicted model, not a curated record. The transcript is spliced from 4 exons. The coding region runs from base 40 to 417 and encodes 125 amino acids.